This is a messenger RNA of Manis pentadactyla (Chinese pangolin), 954 nucleotides long. RefSeq names its product olfactory receptor 5AP2. Bases 1 to 954 code for a protein of 317 amino acids. Lineage: Eukaryota; Metazoa; Chordata; Mammalia; Pholidota; Manidae. The record is from RefSeq and is a predicted model, not a curated record. The transcript has a single exon. Gene Ontology annotation, cellular component: membrane. Gene Ontology annotation, biological process: G protein-coupled receptor signaling pathway; sensory perception of smell. Gene Ontology annotation, molecular function: olfactory receptor activity; odorant binding; G protein-coupled receptor activity.
AUGAUCAGCUCUAUGAAAGAGGUCCAAGUCAGGAAUCGAACAGCAGUGACAGAAUUUAUCCUCUUAGGACUCUCGGACAAUUCAGAUUUACAAGUUGGCCUCUUUGGAUUGUUUCUGUUCAUCUACAUGGCAACCAUGGUGGGUAACUUGGGGAUGAUGAUAUUGAUUAAGAUGGAUCCCCAUCUUCACACUCCCAUGUACUUCUUUCUCAGCAGCCUCUCCUUUGUUGACGCCUCUUACUCUUCUUCUGUCACUCCUAAGAUGCUGGUGAACCUUGUGGCUGAGAAUAAAGCCAUUUCUUUCCAUGGAUGUGCUGCCCAGUUUUACUUCUUUGGCUCCUUCUUAGGGACUGAAUGCUUCCUGUUGGCCAUGAUGGCAUACGACCGCUACGCAGCCAUUUGGAACCCUCUGUUAUACCCGGUUCUCAUGUCAGGGAGAAUUUGCUUCUUUCUAGUAGCUACCUCGUUUUUAGCAGGCUUUGGGAAUGCAGCCAUACACACAGGAAUGACUUUCAGAUUGUCCUUUUGUGACUCUAAUAGGAUCAACCAUUUCUACUGUGACACCCCACCCCUGCUCAAACUCUCGUGCUCUGACACCUACAUCAAUGGCAUGGUGAUCAUGGCUUUCUCCAGUUUUAAUGUCAUCAGCUGUGUUAUGAUUGUCUUCAUUUCUUAUCUGUGUAUACUCAUUGCCAUCUUGAGAAUCCCUUCAUUAGAGGGAAGACACAAAGCAUUCUCCACCUGUGCUUCCCACCUCAUGGCUGUCACCAUAUUCUUUGGGACAAUUCUCUUUAUGUACUUGCGUCCUACAUCUAGCUACUCAAUGGAGCAGGACAAGAUUGUCUCUAUCUUUUAUACAGUUGUGAUCCCUAUGCUAAAUCCCCUCAUCUACAGUUUGAAAAAUAAGGAUGUGAAAGAGGCCCUAAAGAAGAUCUUACAAAAAUACAUACUGUAA